AUGUCACUGCAGAUGAUAACAAUCAGUAAUAAUAUAGCCUCAAUUCAACCAGGCUUCUCACUGAUGAAUUUUGAUGGACAAAUUUUCUUCUUUGGCCAGAAAGGCUGGCCUAAGAGAUCCUGCCCUACUGGAGUUUUCCAUUUUGACAUAAAGCAUAACCAUCUCAAACUGAAGCCUGCAAUUUUCUCUAAGGAUUCCUGUUACCUUCCUCCUCUUCGCUACCCAGCCAUCUGCACAUUCAAAGGAAGCUUGGAGUCUGAAAAGCAAUAUAUCAUUCAUGGAGGGAAAACACCAAACAAUGAGCUUUCAGAUAAGAUUUAUUUCAUGUCUGUUGUUUGCAAGAACAACAAAAAAGUUACUUUCCGCUGCACAGAGAAAGACUUGGUGGGAGAUGUUCCUGAAGCCAGAUAUGGUCAUUCCAUUGAUGUGGUAUAUAGUCGAGGCAAAAGCAUGGGUGUUCUCUUUGGAGGACGCUCAUACAUGCCUUCCACCCAAAGAACCACAGAAAAAUGGAAUAGUGUAACUGACUGCCUGCCCCAUAUUUACUUGGUGGAUUUUGAAUUUGGAUGUGCUACAUCAUACAUUCUUCCAGAACUUCAGGAUGGGCUGUCUUUUCAUGUCUCUAUUGCCAAAAAUGAUACCAUUUAUAUUUUAGGAGGACAUUCUCUUGUCAAUAACAUCCGCCCUGCCAACCUGUACAGAAUAAAGGUUGAUCUUCCCUUAGGUAGCCCAGCUGUGAAUUGCACAGUCUUGCCGGGAGGAAUCUCUGUCUCCAGUGCAAUUCUGACUCAAAUUAACAGUGAUGAAUUCAUUAUUGUUGGUGGCUAUCAGUUUGACAAUCAAAAGAGAAUGGUCUGCAACAUUAUCUCUUUAGAGGAUAGCAAGAUAGAGAUUCGUGAGAUGGAGACCCCAGAUUGGACCUCAGAUAUUAAGCACAGCAAGAUAUGGUUUGGAAGUAACAUGGGAAACGGAACAGUUUUUCUUGGCAUACCAGGAGACAAUAAACAGGCUGUUUCUGAUGCAUUCUAUUUUUAUAUGUUAAGAUGCUCUGAAGAUGAUGUGAAUGAAGAUCAGAAAACAUUCACAAACAGUCAGACAUCAACAGAAGAUCCAGGAGACUCCACUCCCUUUGAAGAUUCAGAAGAAUUUUGUUUCAGUGCAGAAGCAAAUAGCUUUGAUGGUGAUGAUGAAUUUGACACCUAUAAUGAAGAUGAUGAGGAAGAUGAGUCUGUGACAGGCUACUGGAUAACAUGCUGCCCUACGUGUGAUGUGGAUAUCAACACGUGGGUACCAUUUUAUUCAACUGAGCUCAAUAAACCUGCCAUGAUCUACUGUUCUCAUGGAGAUGGGCACUGGGUCCAUGCCCAGUGCAUGGAUCUGGCAGAACGUACACUCAUCCAUCUGUCAAAAGGAAGCAGUAAGUACUACUGCAAUGAGCAUGUGGAGAUUGCAAGAGCUCUACAAACUCCGAAAAGAGCCCUACCCUUACAAAAGCCUCCAAUGAAAUCUCUCCGCAAAAAAGGUUCUGGGAAAGUUUUGACUCCUGCCAAGAAAUCUUUUCUUAGAAGGUUGUUUGAUUAG
Messenger RNA from Marmota monax (woodchuck), 1581 nucleotides. It is a transcript of the gene Rag2, whose product is annotated as recombination activating 2. Gene Ontology annotation, biological process: V(D)J recombination. The transcript has a single exon. The record is from RefSeq and is a predicted model, not a curated record. Bases 1 to 1581 code for a protein of 526 amino acids. Lineage: Eukaryota; Metazoa; Chordata; Mammalia; Rodentia; Sciuridae. Gene Ontology annotation, molecular function: protein binding; sequence-specific DNA binding. Gene Ontology annotation, cellular component: DNA recombinase complex; nucleus.